Messenger RNA from Anisakis simplex (herring worm), 366 nucleotides. The record is from the annotation of a GenBank genome assembly. NCBI's taxonomy places the organism in Eukaryota, Metazoa, Nematoda, Chromadorea, Rhabditida, Anisakidae.
AUGGGCAUAUAUCCAUCCGCAAGAGGGAUGUGGAACGGAAAAGAGGAGCGAGCAUCAGGAUAUGACCAGAAGGAAGUGCUUUAUAUCGAUCACAAUGGUUGUGUAGGGAAUUUUUUGUCUCUGAAACAACGCAAAUUGUUCCAUAGUACAGCUGGAUCGGGAACUCACAGGAUUCGGACACAGCCGAGGGUAAUGUUCGGGGACCUCCCAGCACCUACACCAAUAAUCGACUUAGGCGGUGCGGAUGAGUUAGUCGGUUCGUUACGUGAGGAUCGAACGAUUGUGAGUAUUGUGCCAGAACUGAAUAUCAUCGCAGAUACCGGUACGUUUCGAUUCACAUUGUGUUAUCGUCGCUUUCUGAAAUGA